This is a messenger RNA of Helicoverpa zea (corn earworm), 5562 nucleotides long. RefSeq names its product breast carcinoma-amplified sequence 3 homolog (gene rudhira). The record is from RefSeq and is a predicted model, not a curated record. Lineage: Eukaryota; Metazoa; Arthropoda; Insecta; Lepidoptera; Noctuidae. Gene Ontology annotation, biological process: autophagy; response to starvation. Gene Ontology annotation, cellular component: cytoplasm. Gene Ontology annotation, molecular function: protein binding. The coding region runs from base 425 to 2809 and encodes 794 amino acids. The transcript has 14 exons.
GUGUUCGUCGCAUCUGUGAAGUGACAUUGUAUUUGACUUGUGUUUUUCCACACAGUGACAAAAUAUCUAUGUGUGCUGUGUAUACAAAUGUAAUGAUUGCUUUGUCGUAUCCGUAUGACGCACACACACAUCAACAAACGAACAAGUGGGCGUUAGGGUAUUGUCAUUCAAAUCAUCUGUUCCGUAAAUUGUUGUAUAUUUUGUACAUAAAAAUCUAAUUUAUUUUUCAUUUAUUAAUUUAAUGAGAGUUGUUUAAAUAAAAUAAUUGAUUGAGUGCGCGAGUGAGAUAUGUUUGUUUAGAGUUUUGUUUUUAUUCGUGUGUGACGUCAUUGUUUUCGACUGCCAGUACGACGCAAUAGCAUUUUACUCGAAAAUGGAUUUAAAAUGAGAAUUGUUUUCGUAAACAAGGCGACGCUCACACAGCAUGUCAGCGGAGUCGCCGCGGCACGUGCGGUCGGGCGGGCCGCUCACCGUGCCGUCCCAGCCACCAAGCGACCGCAGCAUCAUAGAUGCUGUCUCCGGGUUCAUUAACGAUGUCACACUCUCCUCUUCAUCGACUGUAGAUCCCAAAGAUGUUAUACAAUGGGCGAGGUUCGAAACGGCGGACAUAAACGAGCCAACACCAGAAGGGGACAGUGACAACGAUGUCUCCCCAUUACUCCUGAUCCUGGGCUACGGGUCCGGUGUUCAAGUCUGGCUGAUCCCCCCCAGUGGGGAGGCCCAGGAGGUGUUGUCAUGGCGACAAGGCACAGUGAGGGUGCUCCGUAUACUGCCUACUCCGCAGCACGGCGACUGCUUCGCAUCGAAGAGGCCCCUUAUCGCCUUGUGUGACUCUGCCAGUCCAGGACCUUCGUUUUGCUCGCUCAGCUUUAUUUCUAUAAGAGGAGGUGAACAGGUAAAAAGCAUAAAAUUCAAGAACCCGAUACUUGACGUGCUGGCAAACAAACGUUCAGUAGUCGUAUCUUUCUCUGAACGUUUCGCGGUAUUUGACGCGGCGACUCUAGAAGACCGAAUGGCCGUCACUACUUGUUACCCCUGCCCGUGUCCUUUGGGAGGCAGCUUGCCGAUCAACCCUUUGGCGUUGGGAGACCGCUGGCUGGCUUAUGCUGAUAAGAAGUUGAAUCAGUCGAAAAGAAGCAGUGGAGGGUGUGAAGGCGAAGGCGUAACCAGCUACACAGCGACAGUGCUUCACGCGGCCAAGUCCCUUAGCAAAGGCCUACGAGGCCUCGGGGAGAGCGUGGCCCACAGCUUGGCUGGGGGGCGAAGCACCUCACAGUCUCCAUCUCCACCCAACGCCGAUAUACAGCAGCCGGGAGUUGUUACCAUAUUGGAUAUCGAAGGUAACGAGGAAGAAGACGGGCAAGACAGCGAAGAACCAUGCGACCCAAUAGUAGCCCACUUCAUUGCGCACUCCGAAGCGAUCAUCGCGCUGAAGUUCGACGCAAGCGGCAUGUUGCUGAUGACAGCUGACAGACGAGGCCAUGACUUCCAUGUCUUCAGGAUCAACCCUCACCCUUGUGGGGCUAGCUUGGCGUCUGUCCAUCAUCUGUAUAUAUUGCAUAGGGGAGAUACAACGGCUAAAGUGCAGGACAUAGCGAUAUCAAACGACUCGCGCUGGGCGGCAGUAUCCACGCUCCGCGGCACGACGCACGUGUUCGCGAUCAGCCCGUACGGCGGCGCGAUAGGCGUCCGCACGCACACGCAGCCGCGCGUCGUCAACCGCCUCUCGCGCUUCCACCGCUCCGCCGGCCUGCCCAUACACACUGCCGCCGCCAAGCGGGCCACGGCCACCACGGUGGGUGAUAACAUGUCACAAGGCGCGUGGUUCCCCAACCCUCGGCUGCCGCCGUACCCGCUGCCCACCACGCUGUCACCGCUGGCGCAGCUGCGGCCCACUGCCAACAUACCCACGCACACCAUCACCAGGAACAGCUCCGGUCGUCAGCGCCUGUCCUCGCUAUCGGAAGACAACAACUCUGCGCCGCUGCUAGCGCGGGCGCGGUUCGGGCCGGCCGUCAGCGGCCGAGCGCCGGCGCCCGUGGCCGCGUUAUAUCUGAUGGCCGCCAAUGGCUGUUUGUUGCAUCUGCUGCUGCAUCCGCGACCGUUGUCUAGCCUGUCAAAAGAGAAGAUCUGCGACGAGUCCAUGAUCGAGCUGGAGGUGGAGCCAGUAGCGCAGUGGCCGCUACAGCGUCCGGCCGCCGCCGCCGACCUGCUGGCGCCGCUGCCGCCCUCCAACCCGCUGCUGCAGCCGCAGACCUGCCGGAGAUGCGCAGACAUGUGUAUGAGCGAAGAGGAGCGUUGGUUGUCGCAAGUGGAGAUCGUGACGCACGCGGGCCCGCACCGCCGCCUGUGGAUGGGACCGCAGUUUGUCUUCAAGACUUAUAACUGCACUGGUUCGAGCUCAUCGUUAUCGGAGGCGGAGACGGUAGAAGUAUGCGCGGGUCCGGCGCGGUCCAACCCCGUCAACAUGCCCGGCGCCAGGCCCGUCGUACCCGUGCUCAUCGAUUCCGGCUCUGCUAGUUCUCUCGAACAUUCUCCAUCGGACAGUUUCCGUCGCAAGUCCUUGCUAGCUGAGAGCGGCCGUGCGGCUUCUGUAUGUGACGUGCAAUUGAGGGAAGAUCUAGCGGAAGCUAUGAAGGAAGACCAUGUUAUCCCAGGCAGUCGCUACGAACCUGAGCCCGAAGAGCUAAGUUCUAGCAGUUUUAGUUCAGCCUCCCGCGCGUCUCUCGACCCUCCCUCGUCUCCAACUCCUAGCUGCGGGGGAGACAACCAGCUGCACUUCCCCGGAGACUCCAGCAGUUCCGUAUAGAAGGACCAGGGUAUUGUGGGGAAAAUAUUUCGAUGUGGCACGUGUCAUUUGUUCCGAAAAUCCAUGAAUUAUUAGGUUAGUGCAGAUUAAUCCACCUGCGAAUAAUUUUGGCAUACAUGCAACAAAUGUAAUUAUGUCUGUUAAUGGCUUCAUUAUUUUCAUUUCACGAAAGCGGGUGAGCUACGCUUUUGUAUAUAAAUGUAUACACGUAUUUUCUUCGUCUCUUCCAUUACUGAGUGUUCCUGAGCUUAGGCAUACAAAGACAACAUGAGCAAACUUUCACAAGUAUGGCUUGCCCGCUUUCGUCAAAUACACGACCCUGGUUAAUUUUGUGAGUUACUUUCCGAUUCUCUUCGAUCAAUGAUAUAAGUCAUGGGCCACACUAAAUAUUUUGUCCACAUAUUGCAAGUAGGUAUAUUUGAAUAAGGAAUUAGGGACCGAUAGGAAGGUAGCACUUCAUUAAUUCGAAUGUCAUUGGUUGGUGCUUCGUUGUGCAUUUGUUUUAUUGUUAAGUCUCAAUUCAACGUGUCACACAUCUGUGUCGGUAAGGUACUUGCGGUCAAUAUUUGAAGUAGACCUUAUUUGUAAAAAAACAAAAGCAUAACGAGCACUCAUGUAGAAAUGCAUAGAGGUAUGAUAAAAAUAAUCUUGCACUUUACACUACUUGAACUUUGAAUGAAUAAAGAUUUCAAUGGCUCUACAGAUUUUUAUACUGACUACAGAUAUUAUAAUUCAAAUUUUAAAAUCAAGACACAAAGCUUGACAACAUCGAUAAUCGAGUGUUCGAAUAUUUUUAUAUAGUUGGUCCUAACUGUGAGCGCUAUUAUCGACUUUAUACCUUUAAAAUAAGGUUGAUAUUCGUGAACACGAUUAGUGUGGUAAGUUGUUGACAAUAUAUAGGUUUGUUUGCGAGAUUAUGAAUAGAGAAUUUAGAUUGGCGUACGAGUGCUAGAAAAGGGAAUCGAGGAGAUAUGUAUACCUAAAUAUAAUUUAAUAAUCACAAAGCUAUAGCAAUUAAUAAUGAUCUUCAUACUUAAAUCGAUAUGUUAUUUAUAUUAUUAAUGUUUGAUGUAAUUUAGAGUUAAGUUUCAACUUUUCACACUUAAUGUUAGUUUUUAAGUGUAGUUGUCUGAAUGUAUCAGUUUUUGAAGUACAUUUUAGUGAAUGAUAGAACUUUUUUAUAUGCUUCUUUUGACAUUGUGUACAAACACCAUUGUUUAUGGAAGUAUACCAUCCACAUUUUAUAUUAUCAAUAGACUGUAUUUAUAUCAAGUUUUGUUAUUCGUGCUGUUGAAGGUUAUAUAGAAAAUUGUAGCUGCACAAUGGGAAAAAAUAUUCCUGCUCAGAUUACUAUUUUUUCUUUGAUUGAGCUACAAUUUUCAUCUUCAACGAAACGUUAAAAAAAUAUGUAUUUUCACAUUUUUGAUCGUGUGAUUCAAUAUUUGCAUUUGUUUACCGUAACUGUGAUAUAUAGAAAUUAUGGAGCUUGCGUAGGGUAACCAUUCGAAAAUCUGUUAUGAGUUAAACAACUCGACACACUCGCUUAAUUUGUUAUUCAUUUUGUUAUUUAUACAUUCCAUAGAUCUUAAUAUAAAUUAGAUUUGCCAGCCAGUUAACUAAGCAGAGGCUAUUUUAUGAUACUUUAAUUGAGAGAGAAACAAAAAGAGAGAUGGAGAUAUAAAGGCAAAAAACUGUAAAACUUAGAAAUCUUUGGUGUUUUAUUUUAGAUUACCUAUGUGAUCUGGCUAUCGACUGGCAAGUCGAGUUUAUAUGAAGAAUUAUUAUUUGAAAUAGUUUGACGACAUUGGGAAGUUAAUUCUUCAAAGAGUUAUCCCAACUUAACCCAUCACUACAAAACCUACGUGACAUAUCGCAUUAGUAGGGACAGAAGCUUCCGUCAAACGUCUUCCUUAUUUAUUGAUUUCCAUGGCAACAAAAACUUUCCAUUCGGCUGUAUGGACGGGUAACUGUAUUUAUUUUAUUUAUACCGUUUUGAUACUGUGUUCAAAAUAGAAUAUCCAUUCGUAAAAGAAAAGUAACAAUCAAAAACCAACCUUAUAGCGAAUGCAUAAAGUUGAAAUUCAAAUAACAGAAUGUUUAUCAAUAUUUUAGGUACACAAUACAUGGACUUGAAGGUUCUUGAUUGAAACGAAUAAAGUAUCAAAACGGUUUUUGUAUGACGUUGAUUUUGAAAUAGGUUCUGAUAUCAAAAUAUAAAAAAAAGUAUAAGUUUAUCAGAACCACGAGCGAGUGUAUUAUUUAUUGCUAAUUGUAAAUAAAACAUUUAAAUUCUAAUUGGAUAAUGUUAACAUUAUUUGGCUUUCAAUUAUUAACCUUUUGGAUAGAAAUGAUUAUGAAGAUAACAUUAUUAGUACUUAUCUAUUUAUAUUGCUGGUUAUUCUAGUUGUGUAGUCAUUUGGGAUUUAAUUCAAUCCAGCUGAAUUAUCUAUGGAUAUGCUGUGACUGAGACACCGAAUUUGCUAAUAGAUAAUUUCACAGACAGAAUUACCAGUAAAGGUUAUUCAAAUAUUCAAAAAUAUUUACCUGGUAGAUUAGAUUUUUGCUCAUUCAUUUUGGCUUCUAAUUAAUCUCCUACAAAGUUAUAAUUUUAUUGAGACGACACUUCUUGUUCGGGUCCAUAGAUAUUCCAGCUGUGUUAUAUAAAUAUUUAUGUAUGAUAGCUUAAUUGGUAGGUCGAAAUAAAAGAUUUUUAUAAAGAAAAAUUACGAAUGUGUGCAUGAUUAUAUGGAACU